GACAUAAAAAUAUUGCGAGCUGACCUCAACAACAUUGUCUCGAUAUACUCGAAUAAUCAAUUCUCUGCUCGAUUUCCAAUAGGAAUAUCCCGAGACUAAUAAUCAUGGCUCUCGUCCUCCAAGCCUAUACAUUCGCCCAGCAAUAUGUCGCCUCCUACCUUCAUCCAACCCCGACAAAGUCCCCAAUGGGCCUGAAAUUGGGCGUCAUCUCAACAGCUCAAAUCAAUCCUGCUGCAAUCAUACAUCCCGCUGAAACUCAUCCGGACGUGAUUCUCUAUGGAAUUGCCUCUCGCGACCUUGAAACAGCCAAGCAGGCCGCUCAGAAAUAUAACUUUAAGAAAGCUUAUGGCUCAUACCAGGACCUCAUAGACGACCCUGAGAUUGACUUCGUGUACAUUUCCACUCCUAACGGACUGCACUAUGAAUGGGCCAGCAAAGCACUGAGGGCUGGCAAGCACGUACUUUGUGAAAAGCCAUUUACCUCUAACGCCGAAGAAGCUCGUAAGUUGGUUGAGUUGGCCAAAGUGAAGGGCUUAGUAUGCGAAGAAGCGUUCCAUUGGCAAUUCCAUCCCUCCGCCCAUUUGUUCCGAGAGAUCCUCGAUUCUGGCAGAUAUGGUCGCAUUCUGCGGACCAGUGCUAUCAUGACAGCUAGUCCAGGUGUCCCAGACGGUGAUAUCAGAUGGCAGUUUGAACUCUCUGGCGGUUCUUCGAUGGAUAUGACUUAUGCCCUGUCUUUCACCCGUUUUGCCGUCCAUGGAGCCAAGCUCAAAGAGGUUCAAUCGGCCGUCGCUAGACCCUAUGCCCAGGAUAAACGGGUCGACGAAGCAAUGCAUUCCCUGAUACUUUUCGAGGACCCCAAAGAUGGACAUUUGAUCCAAAGCCGUAUCUAUACGGACAUGGCUCGACAGUGGGUAAUCAAGAAAAUCGUCCCACGCGUCUGGGAAUUCCCAUCCAUCGAGGUCGAGACCGACAAGGCAAUUAUUUACUAUUAUAAUGCCAUGAUGCCACAUCUGUACCAUUACAUUUCCAUCACCGAUAAGACCACCGGUAAGACAGAGUAUAAGAAACAGUACAAAGGCGGUCCUUGCUGGGGUGAGUCUUGGACCACCGGCGGAAAAGGUGGAAAGGCUUACUGGAGCACAUAUCGUUAUCAGCUCGAAGCGUUUACCGAAAAGGUUCGAGGCAAGCAUGUGCCUUACUGGAUUUCAGGUGAAGAGAGUAUUGCGCAGAUGGAGGCGAUCGAUGCGAUCUACAAGAUCGCUGGUCUGCCUACGCGGCCAUCCGUGUCAAAGGAAAUGAAAUCUUGAUUGUCUGAACGUGUAUAUUAGUGAAUAGGUGUUUGUCUGAAUAAAUCUGGAGGUGAUUAAUUUUAUGUAACAAUGUCAUGGAUAAAUUUACGAUGCAUAGUUAGGGUUGACUACGUAGACGAAACUCGAUGUGAAUGAUAACUAUGUCCAACAUCGAAGUAUCUAUACCUCCGAAACUUGAGUUGUCAUACUAAUUUCCUCCGAAUACCUCAUUUUCCAGUUUCUUCUCGUAGUCCAAGACCUCCGGCAACUUUACUUUUCCGUAACUAGUCGGCUUCUGUGGCACAUAGUCCUCGACAUUGGGGAAAGGGCCGCGCGGUGUGAUAGCCAGAGGAUUGAUUUGACCAUGGCUUUUCGUGUACUGC
Molecule: messenger RNA, 1672 nt
Organism: Talaromyces stipitatus ATCC 10500
Lineage: Eukaryota; Fungi; Ascomycota; Eurotiomycetes; Eurotiales; Trichocomaceae
Product: NAD binding Rossmann fold oxidoreductase, putative
Exons: 4
Coding region: 105-1307 (400 amino acids)
Molecular function (GO): nucleotide binding
Source: RefSeq, a predicted model, not a curated record